GACAACCCGGAAUGUUUCCCAGCGCACACAACCAGGAAGUGAGGAGCACGUUUACGUGUUUGAUGCAAAAGUAGCCAAGAAGACAACAGUAGAGUAUUUUCUAAUCAACACUAGAGUAUUUUCUAAUCAACAGUAGAGUAUGUCGGACAACGAAGACAACUUCGAUGACGGAGAUUUUGAUGACGCCGAAGAGGAUGAGGGAUUAGAUGAUCUGGGUAAUGCGGAAGAUGAGGAUCGAGAGAAUGUGCAGAUCCUACCUGCACGGGAGGGCCAGCAAGCCAACCAGAAGAGAAUAACAACACAAUACAUGACCAAAUAUGAGCGAGCCAGAGUUUUGGGCACCAGAGCUCUCCAGAUAGCGAUGUGUGCACCUGUCAUGGUGGAGCUGGAAGGAGAAACUGACCCGUUACAAAUCGCCAUGAAAGAGCUCAAGUGCGGCAAGAUCCCCAUCAUCAUCCGCAGGUACCUUCCAGAUGGGAGCUACGAAGACUGGGGCUGCGACGAGCUCAUCAUAAGCGACUAAGUAAGACGUAAAGCUGGCCACAAACUGUAAAUAUUGCUUCCUCUAAAGCUGGCCAGUGACUUUUAGGACGGAAACAACAAUUACAAGUAAGCGCCACAAGAUGGAGACAGAACUUAAAUUGAACAUUUGACAAAAUAAGCCUGUUUUUGUUUUGGUGGAGACAUGUGAUUGUUGUAAAAGAAAUGUUUUAUUGUUUUGAAUAAACCUCUGUAUUAAUAA
Molecule: messenger RNA, 742 nt
Organism: Entelurus aequoreus (snake pipefish)
Lineage: Eukaryota; Metazoa; Chordata; Actinopteri; Syngnathiformes; Syngnathidae
Product: DNA-directed RNA polymerases I, II, and III subunit RPABC2-like
Exons: 5
Coding region: 140-523 (127 amino acids)
Biological process (GO): DNA-templated transcription
Cellular component (GO): RNA polymerase I complex; nucleus; RNA polymerase III complex
Molecular function (GO): DNA-directed RNA polymerase activity; DNA binding
Source: RefSeq, a predicted model, not a curated record